AUGAAGCAUCCCAUGUUUCUGUCCUUUUUGGGUUAUAGAGCAGAGGAACAAAUUUACAUGUUCAACGUUAGAGCUGGGUCACAUAACCUGACAGAUCCAGCGCCCUCAGAAGUUGAGUAUGAAAUCGAAGAAAUCAUUGUGCAUCCUGACUACAACGCAAUCACCAUUGACAAUGACAUUGCGCUAAUGAAAAUACGACAGACAAUUGUAAUGACAGAUGAGAUCAGUGAAGUGUGUUUACCAGAGCAGGGCGAAAUGCAUGUACAUGGAGACGAAGCUUGGGCUACUGGAUGGGGUACUUCUAUGGGAACGGCUGAUAAUAGAGCACUACAACAAGUGAUGCUUCCUUUUGUGGAUAACACGAUUUGCAAUACGAUACAUGAGGGAGAGGUGACAGAAAACAUGUUAUGCGCUGGGUAUAUCGAUGGUCAUUACGAUACAUGUUCGGGUGAUAGCGGCGGUCCAUUAGUUAGACAAGAUCCAGUUACACUAAAGUGGGUUUUAUAUGGACUGACGAGCUGGGGAUACGGUUGCGCUGACCAGAUGAGUCCCGGCGUCUACACCAAAGUCAGCAAUUACGUUAACUGGGUCAACCAAAAGAUGUACCAGAAUCCCUAAAUGAUCCGUUUCGUUUAUCGGAUUAUAUUUUGAGUAAUAAAAAAAAUUAACU
Molecule: messenger RNA, 670 nt
Organism: Saccoglossus kowalevskii
Lineage: Eukaryota; Metazoa; Hemichordata; Enteropneusta; Harrimaniidae
Product: trypsin-like
Biological process (GO): proteolysis
Molecular function (GO): serine-type endopeptidase activity
Source: RefSeq, a predicted model, not a curated record